CCUGCCUAUGGGUCUCUGCGCAGACAGGGUGAUGGGUGCCCCAUGUGCUUAGAGAGACUCCCAUCAUAGAGAAGCAUACAAGAACUAGCUUUCUACCAACAUCAAAAUGGGGCUUCCUCAUCUCGUCCCCAGCCCAGGGGCUCAUGGUUCUGCCCUGUGGACCUCGCUGCUUGCACUGGUGGAGGGUCCCUGUGCAGGGCCUCCUUGUCCUGUUUUCUCAGGUUGAGGACCAUGAGGCUAGCAGAUACCCUCGAAACAGAGGUUCUUGCAACCUCCCUGCAUGGAUAAAAUUACACCCACUUGAAGUCCUACUUCCACUGCGGGUCCCAAGAACUAUUUCAUGGGCCAGCUCUGAAGAGUUCAGUAUAAAUGAAAAUGACACCAGCUGCACGACAAGAAGUUCUUGGCCUUUACUGCAGGAUAUUCAGAAUAGCCAAAAAAUGGCAGUCUGCAUCAGGACAGAUGGAAGACACUAUUAAAGAGAAACAGUACAUUAUAAAUGAAGCCAAAACCUUAUUCCAAAAAAACAAAGAUUUAACAGAUCCAGAGCUGAUUAAACAGUGUAUAGAAGAAUGCAAGGCAAGAGUAGAAAUCGGACUUCACUAUCACAUUCCCUACCCAAGACCUAUUCAUCUGCCUCCUCUGGGUCUCGCUCCACAACGUGGUCGUGCAUUUCGAAACCAAGAAAAGCUGAGGAAGCUUUCCAAGCCGGCCUACUUGAGAUCCUACGACGAAGUUUCAUAACACACUGUCAAAGCGUGGUGCAUAUUAUCACGAACUGCAAGGCAGGUGUGUCAUGUAUGCAACUGUGAAUGAAACUGUGUGCUUGAUAGUCGCUUACACUCUUCCUGACGCCACAAGCCUAGCUGAUUCAGCAUGUAUGAUGGAUAGGGAUGUAUGGAAACUGUCUUGUAUUUAAGAUUCAACCAUUGACAUCAAUAAAAAUAACAUGUUUUAAGGA
Molecule: messenger RNA, 961 nt
Organism: Gopherus flavomarginatus (Mexican gopher tortoise)
Lineage: Eukaryota; Metazoa; Chordata; Testudines; Testudinidae
Gene: LYRM1
Product: LYR motif containing 1
Exons: 4
Coding region: 370-744 (124 amino acids)
Cellular component (GO): mitochondrion
Source: RefSeq, a predicted model, not a curated record